Molecule: messenger RNA, 11342 nt
Organism: Hyposmocoma kahamanoa
Lineage: Eukaryota; Metazoa; Arthropoda; Insecta; Lepidoptera; Cosmopterigidae
Gene: Svil
Exons: 26
Coding region: 578-9697 (3039 amino acids)
Biological process (GO): barbed-end actin filament capping; cytoskeleton organization; actin filament severing
Cellular component (GO): cytoplasm; actin cytoskeleton
Molecular function (GO): phosphatidylinositol-4,5-bisphosphate binding; actin filament binding
Source: RefSeq, a predicted model, not a curated record
GGUUACUGCGUCUUGUUUUGAGGUGUAUUGUACUCAUUAAUCCAGGUAUUAAUUUCCCGUUACUCAUUUCUUCGUAAAAGAGUCAUUGUCCUUAUCUGUGAGUGGCACAGGUCAAAUCUGCCAUCGAACCUGCACCCUAAGAACGUAUUGCGAUUCCUUAGGCUCAGAACCGGCUUCCGCAUGACGUGUCCGCGUGCGACUAAUGGGCUCUCGGCGUGCCAGUAACGUUCCUCGCGCCGCGCCAACAGGUGCUCCGAUACGUACUCCCAGUGUUUUCUGCUGUCCUGGUACUCUGAUAUUUUUGCCGCAACAAUAAUAUCGACUUUUCUGACUUAAGUGUUUGUGUCUUUAGUGAUUUUAUUGCCAACAUUCCCAUUAAACAUCUUGGAUCUUAUAUUUCUUCAAGGAUACGACACGCCUCACCUUCUGCCUUAGCCUGUGGUUAUCACUGCCAACUAUUCCGCCCUAGGGAACGCUUAAUGCAGCCAUGCUAGACAAGAUCAACACUAGUUAUAAGAACCACGCUCAAGCUCGUAGAAAGAUUGAAAACCGCUGGCGUACGUGACAUCUGAAAACUAUGAGCCAGUCUCAAGACGAUGGCCGAGCGGCCAGGGUGGCCAAGUAUAAAGAGGAGAGAAGAAAGCAGCUUAUGGCUAGGACAGCGACGUUGUUUUCGUCUAACGUCACUGAUAGGCGAGGCCGCAAAGCUGUGGAACGCACCUCUCCAGUGGACACCGUCGCCGAUCUAAAGUCUUCGUCCGAGCUCAACCUCAACACCGCUUCAACGUCAGUGCCUAUUAGGACUACACGAACUUCUAGACUAAGAGCUGCUGCUGCCAACCACUCGGAUUCAUCUCUUGCCCUUAGAAAAUCAAACAUAAGCUCUUCAGUUCAGUCUUUAGAAGAUGAUAAGACCUAUAAACCCAAAAGCUCCAAGGUCUUAGAUAGGGAUAAGACAAAGUCGGUCACAAAUCGAAAACAAAGUCAUGAGAAAGAAAAUCUGAAGAGUGUGUCGACGACGUGCUUCCCUGAAAAGGAGUAUGGUGCUAUUAGAUCGAAACCUAAACAUUCCAUUAAUAAAAACAUUUUAGAAAAAGACAAAACUAAUUUUUUAGUUAGUACUAAGGGGAAAGUCGACGAGAAGUCAAGUUCCAAAUUAGACGUAAUAAAGCUGACAAAUUCUCCGAAGAUAGCUAACAGUGUGAAGGAGGAGGAAAGGCCUUUGAUAUCAGAUAGUAGUGAAGAGUUGUUCAAUGAGAUUUUAGGAGACAAAUGUAAUUCUGGUAGUUUAGAGACUGAGACAUUUGAAGAUUUGUUUAAGGAUGUGGUUGCUGAUAGCGAUUUCUUAAAAAAUUACGUUCCAAUUGAGACUGUUCCUGACAACGUAAAGCUCAAUCAUAGUCACAAAGAUUACAUUCCCGAUGAAGAUGUAGAUGUUAACAAAGUUAUUGUGAAAAAUAGUGAAGUGCCAAAAGUUGUGAAGAGCGAAGAAGGGAGUGGGUUACUAGGGGUCGUGUGCGUGCCUAAAGUGGAGAGGUUCAGUGAAUUGCUCAGUAACCUUUGUUCUCCGCGUGAAGCUGAUAUUUUGUUUGAAGAUGUCCUCGCCGAGAUUAGACAGAUCGAUGAUGCGGGCAAAGUGGCUCCAGAAUGUACGGAACCGUGCCGUCGUGCGCAGCCCUCACCGCGUACCACCUGCACGCCAAAACGCGCCAUCCCCCAAUUAUCUGAUGAUGGAGGUGGUGCCAAGUCAAGAACUCGUCGCACCCUCGAAACACACUCCAAGACUGAAAACUCACUGCCGUCUUCCAGAGUUUCUCCUAAAACUAAUAUUACUUUACCUUUCGGAAUUAAAUCAUCUCCUAAGUCUUCAACUCCAUCUUCUUCUUCUCAUAAGGUCAAUGAGAUUCGACGAAGUUCAGAAAGCGGCACGAAGCCAAGCCACAUACCUCUGUCAAAAAGAUCAACGGAAAAACUUAAUCGGACUUCAUCAUCGCCUGUUAAGCAGGACUUAACAAGAGAUUCAACAAAAGAGACAUCUAAACUAGACAGGACGCCUAGAGGUAGAACUUUACGCAGAAGUCCAGAAAAAGCGAAAAGUGAUACCGAAAAUAAUCGUAUCGACAGAAGACAUCGAGCUCAAAAGGAUAGUGAAAAUCUUAGCGAAAAAUAUCAUUAUUCAAAGAAAAGACUGACUAGUUUAGAAAAUAAUUCUCCUAGAGACACAAGUGAUGCUAAGAGAAUAUCAUCCAAACUAUUUAACAAUUCUAAAUCCGAUGCCAAGACAAGUGUGAGUGAUUCUAAAGAUACCAAGAUGUCUACUCUUCACGAAACUGUAAGACCACACAGUUCGAAACUUUCGCAGGAGAUGGACAGUUUAGCUGCGUUGACUCAACAGACAUUAGAUAGAGUUAACAAAUUGUCGAAUAACUUAACUAGUAAUAAGGUAAAUUUAGAGUCAACUGAGCCUAUAUAUGGUUCUCUAUUUUCAUCGCAUUCAGAACAAAAUAAUAACAAUAAUAACCACACAUACAAUUACGGUCUUAGUAAUGAAAGACCGUUGUCCAACCGGGGAAUGCACGAGAGAUUGAGAGAUAUAGAUACAGCAGCUCAGAGACUGAUCGAGUUUGAAAAGCAAAGUGCAAUGUUUUCUGAUCUCAGUAAUGAUUUGUCUAGUCAAAAUCGCCGGCCUGAUACUUCAUCAACCUCUAGUAAUCACAUACCUGUAUCAAUAUUGAAAAGAAAGUCAAUUCAUGAAGACAGUGCUAUAGCUAAUCCUCCAAAUCAUGCCAUUGCUUCUCCACCUGUUACAUUUUCACCGAAUGUCGUGGAUCCCAGCAGCUACCGAUCAGACAGACAGCGACAAGGAAUCCUUAAAAAACGUCGAAGCCUAGAUGAAUCACAGGUUGCUAGAAGAAGGUCUUGCAGCCCAGAAGUAUCGUUCGCUGAUGAUGGUUCUUCAGAUACAAACAAACCUAUAUUGAAAAACAGAAGAUCUUCACUAGAAGAUGUAGUUAGGAACAGAUCACCUGACGGUCAAAUUCAAGGCAUCCUCAAAAGAAAAAUGAGCAAAGAAGAAGAUCACGCUAACGACGAUCUAUCGCACAGUUCACCAGAGCCUCAUGGAAUUUUAAAAAGAAAAUCCAAUUCUAGUUCAAGUAGUAGCACUACUUCUUCCCACGUAUCUAUUGCUCAAGCUGUUUUACUUGCAGCCGCAGGUGGCGCAGAAAUUGUGGAAGAAGAUAAAGAAGCAGUGAGACCAAUAUUAAAGAAAAAAAGUUUUUCCGAAGAGCGGCCAUGUCUUGAAAUCUUAUCAUCAGAUACACCAAAACCGAUAUUAAAAAAGAAAUCGAUAGAACAUGAUGAACAUGACUUCGAUCUUCCUAAGAAGCCCAUCCUAAAAUCUUCGAAAAAAUUAUCCGGUGACGACGGACAUGCUUCUAGUUUCGAUUUGAGCGAAGACGACAGAAGCUCACGACGAUCAUCGCUACUUAGGUCGCGGACAUCUGACCAUUCUGGAUCGGAAUGCGAAGCGACAGUUAGGCCAAUCCUAAAGCAAAGAGGAUCCAGUCUUACUAGGGAACGUAGCCAAUCGCCGCGCCCACGACUCUCGUUUUGCGCGGACAACGAUGUGAACAUUAGUGUGACGAAUUUCAGUAGUGAUACGAACGACUUGUCGGCAGCUGGUCUGCGACGAGUCCUAAAUCUCGCGGCGGAUAUUGAAGAAAAUGUUCCAAGUGUAGUUGUCCGACGCAGAAAUCAGCGAACGAAUUCGAAUCCGCGAUCGAAGAGUCUAGCGUGCGAUGUAAACAGUGAAUUACUUUCGAUAUUGAAUAAUCGAAGAUUAAAAGUGGAUGAAAAUUGUAAAAACGGCCAUUGUGAGCCCUGGGAACGUGUAAACCCGGGCGAACCCGAAAAAAAUAGCGCUCCAAAGGCAUUUCCAUCAAUUGCAGCUAGAAUAAAAACUAUGGAGCAGGCUCUUACUAAAGAAACGAGUGCCAAUAAGCAGCCUUCGGCUUCUAGAUUUCGAAAUCGUGAUAAGGAGCGCUACAAAACCCAACCUAUCACAAUAGAUGAAAUGAGAUCUGCUACAUUCGGUUUGGAGCCGGGCCAAGCGAGUUUUCAAGCGUUCGGCACCGCCGCCUGUAGUUUUCCGACCCGACCCAUCGAGUUCGGUGCUGCUGCUGCUACGAGCACUGCCCCAUACGAGGGAGAACAAGAAAAAGAUCCUUACACAGACUUCGCCAAGACCUUGGACUCACCACCAUUCGGAAGCAACAAUUGCAGUGCCAAACCGCCGGUUGAGAACGGUCUCGACGGUGUGUGUGCCAAGGACGACAGUUUCGGCGAGGCAACAUUUCUAGAUUUUGAAAACAUCAAUGUUAGCACUGAAAGGAAGCAGUCAACAUUGGAUGAAAUUGAGCAGGAAGUGAAUAAAGUACGAGUGGCAUUGGAUGAGGACAGUCGUGCCCUCGAAGAAGACGAGAGGCAACAGGCUGAAGCAGAUAACUGGAGUCUAAACGUCUCUUGUGAUAGCGGUGUCUACAACCGCGCAUCGUCCAGAGACUCUGGACCACAUUCUGGUGAAGAACUAGGCCUGAUAGAGAGUAACGAGAUACGUGAAAACCACGCAACAAACAGUAGUAGCAACGAGUGGUCAUCUUCUUCCAUCGAACGAGGUCUCUUAACCAUGGAUCGCGCAAGGAAGUCUACGGAAACCGAGGUUGUGAGACCUGAAGACCCACCGAGCGACGAUGAGGGAAACAAUCAGACUGGCUUUGCGCUUGGCCUGGUGAAGAGCAACAGUGUGGUCGCUAGAGCUAGUAUGUGGCAACAGCUGCAACAACAAGCAAAAGGCACACCAAAAUCGUUGGUGCGCCACAGUCGCUUCAAAAACAAGGAUGGGCAAUCAGUCGCGGACCGUUUCAAAACUCAGCCUAUCUCCUUCAACACCGUCAACGACUCCAAACCAACAGAAGAGAGCUUCGCUCUCAUUCAGUCAAAGAGCACUGCUAAUGUGUUAGACAGAGACGAGGAUGCUAAGUUAGAUGAAGACGAUCCAGCAAAGAUGUCGUUGAUGGACAAAAUGAAGAUGUUCAACUCAAAAUUAACACACAAGCCGCCAGUUGCUGGACUGCCGAGGCCUAAAGAAGAUAGAACCCAAAGAACAAGAUUGAAAACGAUGCCCGUAUUAGGCAGUCAAGUACAAGAGGCGUUGGAACAGAACGAGAGACUUACCAAGUCGUUGACCAACGACGUGCCACGGAAUCCCGAUUUUCAACUGAAAAUGGAACUGUUCCGAUCGGCCAGUGCGAAAAACACAUCGUUAGAGUAUAUCAUGAGGCAGAACUCAAAGUUUAGAAGCUUAGAUUACGACGACGACUCGCCGUCGGAGCGGGCUCAACGAAUGAUCACGCCUGAAGUACGCGGUAUUUUAAAAUCUGGGAGCACUGUCGUGCCAGCCAAGCCCAAAUCUUUAGCUAAGGGAGAGAGCUCAGAGGGUUUAAAAGAUGAAGGCAUUGACAGUUCAUCCGAUGACGAAUCGGCAUCGGCCUCCAGCGUCUCUUCAUCAGAGAAAAGCUGUUCAUCAUCAGACAGUUCUGAGGAGAUACCAGGUCCGAAAACUAGACGCUUUCAACGGAAGAAUAACAAACUCAAAAACUCCAGAACAGAAUCUGAUAUCACAAGACUUCAAGAACCUGUAAGAGUUGAAGCAAGAAAUGAUGCUAGAAAGUUUCGGUUACCAGGAGCGAAUGAAUUGAAGGAGCGGCUCAACCAAGCAAAGAACGCUGAAGUAAAAACUCCAUUACUCGGUAAACUCGCUCGAAGACCAACCGAAACUGAUAAAAUUGAUGACGAUACCAACCGAUACCGGAGAUUUGCGAAGAAAAUCGACGAGCCUGUUCAACUAGGGAAAUUAAGACGACCGAGUGAAAAAGUCGUCAAUCAAACUGUGGAAGAUAAGCCGCCACCAUUUUUGAAAAUAUCCGCAUUAAAUCAGGAGGCUAAGAAUAAAUUCUUUGGCUUUGAACCGAAGAAAGAGAGGAGUAUUGAAGAACUUACCGCUGCUGUUAGGAAGUAUAUUCCACCUAUGAGCAAAUCGCUGACGACGCACACGAUGGAGCCGGGCUCGGUGGGAUCGCACGGUUCGGGCAGCGACGGCGAAAGUAGUGGAGGACGCGAAGUGCGGCACAUUAACACUAGAAUGCGACACAGGCUGGGCGGCGGCGUGCAGCGCAGCGCCACGCAGGCCGACAUGCCACACCGAGGAGGCACCAUCGCCGAAAGGCUGGCAGCUCUCCAGGCAGCCGGCGCGAACGACUGGCGUGCGAGGGUCUGCCGCCUUAGUCCUGACAAGGAGGAUUCCAAGGCUAUCGAGCGAGUCAAGAACAAAAUCAACGAGUCUCUUAAUACUGUCGAAGAGGACAAGAAAAAAGUGGUUAUAGAAGAGACCGAGCUCGGACCUAACAUCCUCGCUGACAGAAGGAACAAACUUGAAACUGCAGCUCAGGGAUGGCGAAAACGAGUACCCCAAAGCGACGCAGCUCUCUUCACAGUGGCGGGCCGCCUCGAGCGCGACAAGGUGAACAUCACACCGCCACUCACGCCGCCGCCGGUCGUCACCCCUCAAACACCACAAACGCCGAUCGGCACGCCUACAGCGCCAUCCGCGCCUGCUACUCCGGGUAUCCCUGCACCCAACAAGUUCAGAUCUCGCAAACAAAACUCCCCUACGAACGGGUUUGCAUCAGGACCACUUCGAUCUGCGUCGUGCGCAGUGGUAAGCCAGUCGACAACAGAAAUCAAACCCAAAGAGGCCGCACGCCCCGACAGGGAGUCGUUCAAACGCAGCCAUUCCGUCAGCGAGAGCAUCAGUCGACUGGAAGAGGAUGAAGAGAUUUCGCCAGGUCCUGAAAAGACGGGUUGUACAGUGCGGGUGCCUCGGGCCGACGACGAAACUUUCCAGGCAUUCUUUGCCCCUGUACUGCAGCAAGAAAAACCAGCUGCUGACGUGGAUGUAGAUCUGGAUGCUAUCGACAGCGGUUCUAGGCAGUUAUUGGCUAGCGAGUGGGCUCGACGAGCGAAGCGUGAGCGUAGACACGCGGCGUCGCGCAACCCUCUCAAGGCGCUUGCGGCCAGAACCGACCUUAGAGAAGAAUAUGUAGCUCCGCCUUCCACGCUGCGUGACCAACUCAUUAAGGAGAAAGCGACUGCGAAUUGCGGCCUGGCAGCGGAAGCCCUCGCGGCGCUGGCCAGCAAAGAGGACUUCGCGAAUGUGGCGCUACGCAGCGCUUCCAACUCUUCCGUGCCCAGCCAAGGGACCAAAUCGCUAAUGCUAUUGCAGGUCAAAGGGCGCAGACGUGUGCAGACGAGGCUAGUGAAGCCAGUGCACACAAACGUGAACCGCGGCGACUGCUUCAUCUUAGUGACACCUGAUAACGUGUUUCUCUACAUAGGACAAUAUGCUAACGUUAUUGAAAGGAAUCGCAGCACAGACAUCGCGAACCACGUUCAUAACACAAAGGACCUUGGGUGUAAAAACUCCUCCAUGGUCAUUCAGAUCGACGAACAAAACAAGAAGUACUCGAACAAGCACUGGAACCAAUUCUGGUCCCUCAUCGGCGUCACCGACGACAUUGAAGACUACAAACCGGCUGAAACAGGACAUCCAGACGAAGACGAGAUAUAUGAAUCUUGUAUUGUUCAAACAAAUAUGUGCUAUGAAGUCUUCGAUGAUGAACUCGUCCCUAUAAAAGAAUAUUGGGGACAAAUACCAAAGAUUUCCAUGCUACACCAGUCGAAGACUAUAGUUUUUGAUUUUGGAUCUGAAAUGUACAUUUGGUAUGGAAAAAACGUUCCUUUGGAGAGUCGAAGACGCGCCGCGCAAUUGGCCCAAGAGCUUUUCGAUGAAGGGUACAAUUACGAGGAGUGUCAUAUCAAUCCGCUGAAUGUGGCGGGAUAUCAAGGUGCUAGGGAACAGUCCGAAGCGCCUUCCAAAGCGUCCAAAAGUAGACCUGAUUGGGCUAUUUUCUCGAAAGUCAGUCAGCACAUGGAAACAAUCCUAUUCAAAGAGAAAUUCCUAGACUGGCCUGACUAUAGCCGAAUCAUCAAGAUCAAACCACAGGAGAAUAAGUCGAAUAGUAUGGAAAUAACUCCCUGCGAUGCUGAAGAAAUGUGGUCAAAUGAGUACCAGGAUCCAGAUCUCAUUUUAGAAGGGUCCCAUCUCGGUCGCGGCACGAGUUAUUACGACAAAGAAAGCGGGAGACAUUACAAUAUUUCCACUCAAUCAGUUGCAAAGUGGAUCAUACAGGAGUACGAUUAUCAGAAGGUCGAAGAUAAUGCAGAGAUACCCGAAUUCUUUUCAGGUGAUAGCUACAUUAUCAGAUGGGAAUAUCUGAUCACUGUCUCAGGCCGAGAAUUGAACGGUAAACCGUCUAAACACAACGUGACGGGUCGUGAUCGUUGUGCCUACUUCUGCUGGCAGGGUAAAGAUGCCUCUUCGAACGAAAAAGGCGCUGCGGCUUUACUCACUGUCGAGUUAGACAAAGAAAAGGGACCCCAAGUGCGAGUAGCUCAAGGCAACGAGCCGCCAGCUUUCUUUAACAUCUUCCAAGGAAACCUACUCAUCCACCAAGGCAAAAAAGGCACAGACAAAAGCCGAUACAGGUUAUUCGUUACUCGGGGCAAUUUGUCUAACGAAGCAUAUCUACUCCAGGUCCCUUGUUCAGUACGGCAACUACGCAGCCGUGGGUCUCUAUUACUGGUUGAUACAGAAAAGGGAUGCCUGUACAUCUGGCAUGGAGCCCGAAGCUUGAAGCAUACAAAGAACAUCGCUAUAGAACUAGCGAAUAAACUUAUUGCAAGAAAAUCGAGCUAUUUAUUCCGUAGUAACGUGUCAGAUAUAAAGAUAACUGAAGUGAAAGAAGGAGAAGAGCCCAAGGAAGUUUUGGAAGCUUUAGGUUGUGCAAAUAAGCAGUACUACAACGCUGUGUUAAACGGUGGGAAGGAAGGAGCUGAUGUGACGCCGAGGUUGUACCAUUUCACGGAUCUGGGCGGUCAGUUUGAGGCUCAUGAGGUGCUAUCACCGCUAAGACAUGAACAUUUAGUAACACCUUUUCCAUUUGAACAAAAGGAGUUGUAUUCCGCUUCGCAGCCUGCCCUGUUUCUGCUAGACGACGGCUUGAACGUGUGGCUGUGGCAGGGCUGGUGGCCGCGUGGUGUCGACGGGGAGCUCGAGCCAGCAGAGCGAAAUACCGGAGUGGGAGCCUUCGCCAUGCGGUGGCAGGCUUUACGCGCGGCCGCUUUACGCACCGCCGAGGCGUACUGGAAGGCGUCGCGCGACUCGCGGCCGGACGUUCGCGUCGUCGCCGCGGGGCUGGAGCCGCAGGCCUUCACGGACCUCUUCGACACCUGGACGGAGCACGACGAGGCCGCCGAAGCUAACAUUGCGCACGGGUACAAAUCGGGUGAGGUGCUGUCGGGCGCGUGCGAACUAUCGCGGCUGACGUCGUGUGCCGCCGUGUUGCCGCUGGCCGCGCUACAACGCCGCCCCCUGCCCGACCAUGUCGACCCACACCACUUGGAGAGACAUCUGUCUUCUCCUGAUUUCCUGGAGGCUUUCGGCAUGACCAAAGAAGACUUCUCAGGACUUCCCGCCUGGAAGCAGACCAACCUGAAAAAAGACGUGGGCCUCUUUUGACCCUCCGGCCUCCGCCAUCAUGAACUGAUAUAUUUCGCCCCCGCGCACCGCAUAGGGUUCGCGGGUUAAAAUGAUACUUAAAAAAGCCGCUCGCUAAGAGCAGCUUCUUAUACUCCGAAUAGAAUAGAAGAAUAGAAAAUUUUGUACGACCGCAGCUAUUUCAUACUUUUUUACGGAAAAACGUUGAAGGAUUUGAUACAAUUAAAUGUUUAAGAGCACGCUUUAAAUCUAUUGUGUAAUCAACGGAAUGUAAACUAUGUAUUCGAUUUCGUGAUAUUUUCAUGUAACCGCGUAUACCAUAUACCAGUAGGAGUUCAUGGGAUUGUACUUUGGAAUUGUUUACGGAAAUGCUAAUUCGUUAUUUGUCGCAUCCAUCGCAAGACACGACUAGUUUAUUUUUUGUACAUAGUUGUUUUGUUUAUUUAUUUACCUAAUUCUCAUUCUCUUUUUCUAAAUUGAUCUUUUAAUGAUAAUAUUAUUUUAGUAUGAAUUUGUAAAUUCUAUUUUUUAAACUUUAGGUUCAUAGUGUGUUAAAUGCCAUGGAUAUGACAAACGGCAAGGUAAUUUUCACGGUGAUAUUUUUCGAUAUAAUGUUAGAUAUUAUCAAAGCGUGCGUGCUGCCAAAGAAUUCGUUUUGCCAAAACUAAUGAGUACCGUUAGAUAGUCGCAUUAUUUGAUAAUAUCUGAGGUGGAAACGUUAUUGUAGGGCAAAACGUAUCUGGUCAAAAUAUGGUUAAACGAUUGAAAUCUCUAGAUAUACAAACACGUACUUUCUAUUAUAUUCGCUUUAGGGUAGGCUUAAGGACGUGUGUUGGAUGAAAACGCGCAAAGAUACAGACGUGUGUUAUGUAUCUGUGUACCGAUAAUUCGCCAAAUCGUUAUCUUAGCGAUAGUGUUGUUGCGAAUAUUUUGUUAAAAAAAUAUUUUUGCACGUUUUCAUCGACACAUGCAUCUACAUAUAUAUUUUAACACAUCACAUAUCUAAUCUACUCAUUAGCUAAUCUUUUAUACUGUGCGUUUGGUGGACCAGGAAGUUUUUUAUAAAUUAAACCGGCGCCCUGUUUUUGCUUAGCUUGUUAGACCUGACCUAUGUAUUCGACCUGACCACUUAUUUUGACUACAUUUAAUAGACUUUUUUUUGGCCAUCCGGCGACGCCAUUUGACUGAAUAUAAUAUUGUUUUGAAACUGAAGGCAGAUGAUAAGAUGCGGCGUAACUUAGUCGCAUAUUUAACACAUCUAAAUCGGGUUCUAAUAAGUUACAACGGUGCUUCGCCUAUAAUGCGUGAGAACGUCGCGUCUUCCUUCACCGCACUCCGCCUUACGGUUUGUACUUUAAUUUUAACACUGUUGCUAUGUUUUUGUAUUUUAGAUGUUUAUUUUUUAUAACUAUUCUAUUGCAUACGUAAUUUGUUCUCAUGAUUUUUGAAAUAAAAAUAAAUUUGAGAAAUUGCCAGUACUUUAAACAAAAAGAUGAGUUACUGCCAAUGAGUAGGAUUACUAACCUAUCAAGUCAUAAUUAGUUAAUUACAGAAAUAACCCUUAUCCUAAUGCAUUUAAGGCUAAUCCUACACUGGCCUUGACAUAACGUAUCUCUCAAAUUCAAUUUUCAAUGUUUUGCUUUGGUUGUGUUAUAAUUAUUGUAUU